Molecule: messenger RNA, 2013 nt
Organism: Amaranthus tricolor (Joseph's coat)
Lineage: Eukaryota; Viridiplantae; Streptophyta; Magnoliopsida; Caryophyllales; Amaranthaceae
Product: cytochrome P450 94C1
Exons: 1
Coding region: 56-1564 (502 amino acids)
Molecular function (GO): iron ion binding; heme binding; monooxygenase activity
Source: RefSeq, a predicted model, not a curated record
AUUCUCUCAAGUCUCAACCUUAUAAUUAUUAAUCACUCCUAUCUCUCCCUCUUCAAUGGAGUUCUCCCCUCUUCUAUCAUGGCUUCUCAAUCCAAUAAAUACCAACAACACCUUUUACUACAUCUUCUUUUUCUCCUCUACAAUAUCCUUCUCUCUUUUCUCAUACUUCCUAUUCGCUAAAAAAUUCAUGAACCACAUAUUCCCUUCAUGUAAGUGUGAGAUUUGCCAAUCUUUCAUAACCUCAAGUUGGAGAGAAAAAUUCACAAAUCUCCCUGAUUGGUAUACAUAUCUUUUAACCAAUUCUCCUACAAAAACAAUCCAUAUUCAUAUUCUAAAUAAUACCAUUAUUGCCAAUCCUAAAAAUGUUGAGUACAUUCUUAGAACCAAUUUUGAUAACUAUCCCAAAGGCAAGGCCAUGUCAACCAUCCUAGGGGACUUGUUAGGCCAAGGGAUUUUCGUCGUUGACGGCGAGCAUUGGAGGUUCCAAAGAAAACUAGCUAGUCUUGAGCUAGGCUCGGUCAGUGUCCGAGCCUAUGCUCAAGAAGUCGUAGGUAAGGAGAUAAAGGAUCACCUUGUCCCAAAUUUAAUGACCAAGUCUUUAAUAGACUUGGCGGAUGUAUUUAAACGAUUCUCUUUUGUUAAUGUUUGCAAAUUUACUUUUGGGAUUGAUGACCCGUUGGACCUAGCCCGGCUUGCUGAGGCUUUUGAUGUGUCUUCGAGGUUAUCUGCGGAACGGGCCUUGAGCCCUUCUUGGCUAGUUUGGAAGUACAAGAGGUUUUUUAACAUUGGGCCCGAAAAAAAGCUUAAAGAUGCUAUUAGAAAAGUCAACGUUCUUGCGGAGAAUAUUAUGAAAGAGAGGAGAAAAAAGGGUUUCCAUAAAAGUGAUUUAUUAUCAAGAUUUAUGGGAAGUUUAUCGGAUGAUAAGUAUGUAAGAGAUAUUGUUGUUAGUUUUCUCUUAGCGGGCCGAGAUACGGUUGCUUCGGGCCUUACAAUGUUUUUCUAUCUUAUGGCCCGAAACCCACUAGCUGAGGCCCGGAUACUUGAUGAGAUUAACCGGGUCAUGAGUGGGUCCACUUCGAGAAUUGCAAUUCCCACUAUUGAGGAAAUGAAGGAAAUGCAUUAUCUUCAAGCGGCUCUUCAUGAGACAUUGAGAUUGUACCCACCGGUACAAAUGGAUUCCAAGUUUGCAAAAAAUGAGGAUGUUUUACCCGACGGGACACGUGUGAAGAAGGGUACUCGGGUUGCGUACCACCCAUAUGCAAUGGGCAGGAUGGAGAAUCUUUGGGGCCCGAAUUGUUUAGAGUUUAAGCCCGAAAGAUGGUUAGAUAACCGCGGAGUAUUCAUACCCGAAAACCCUUACAAAUACCCGAUUUUUCAAGCCGGGGUAAGGGUAUGUUUGGGUAGGGACAUGGCCCUAUUGUCCAUGAAAGUUGUUGCUGUUGCUCUAAUGAGACGAUUUCAUAUAAAACUAGCUGAUCCAAAUUGGGUCCCACACUUUGUUUCGGGGCUUUCCGCAAGCCUCAAAGAAGGCAUGUCGGUAGUAGUAACGGAACGCUUGGUUUAAGGAUACAAAUUAAUGAUUAAUACUAAUUAAUCAUUACACUUAGCAUGAGGAUCUUGAAGAGCUAAAUGUGCAUAUGAAUUAUGAUGAUCAUCAAUAAUUAAUCAUGGUGGCCCUAAUUGCACAUCACAUGCAAUUAGUGUAUGAUAGAAGUAAGACAUGAUUAUUUUAUGUUAGCAAGUUUGGUAUGGCCAAAUUAUUAUAAUGAUUAAGUUUAAUUAAGGUUACUAUGAAGAGAAGCAAUGGUCGCAAAAGGAAUAAUAGGGAGGUUGCAACCAUAAUUUAGUUGUAAUAGUAUUACUAGUAAUACAAAUUAUGUACAUAAAAUUAUACGUAAGAUCGAUCAAGGCCAUUAAUUCCUAUGUUCAAUUUAGUGGAGAGUUAACAUUUACUAAUUAUAUUCAUCCAUGUCUUUUUUUUUAAUGAAAUUAUAAUUAUAUAUUUGAUCUAAA